Gamsiella multidivaricata is the source of this 1107-nucleotide messenger RNA. RefSeq lists its product as uncharacterized. Gene Ontology annotation, molecular function: protein binding. The coding region runs from base 1 to 1107 and encodes 368 amino acids. The transcript has a single exon. NCBI's taxonomy places the organism in Eukaryota, Fungi, Mortierellomycota, Mortierellomycetes, Mortierellales, Mortierellaceae. The record is from RefSeq and is a predicted model, not a curated record.
AUGACCUCCUCCAUCUUUGACCUCCCUGAGGUCUGUCUCCUCAUCGCAAAGCACCUCCCUCAACCCGACCUGGCCAGGGCCUGUUGUGUCUCUCGCCACUGGCUCGUCACCUUUGCAAGCGUACUCUGGCGCUCGAUUCACGCGGACCACAAGAACUAUCACAUCUUCUGCACUGCAUUUCCGCGUUACUCAGUCUACAUCCGCGAACUACGGUGCUCUCAAGGCGUAAAACUGGACUAUCUUGGCUACCAAUGUACCCAGUUAGUCGUCUUCGAGGCCCCACUUCUGAGCCUUACCAAGCUCAAUGACAUCAAACAGGUCCUGGAGUCCAACCGAAGCAUCGAGGACUUGUCACUGUCGUCUUCUAUGAUCUACAGGGACAUGAACCUGGACAUGGAGACAGUCUGCGUCCAACAGACGAUGGAGAUCCUUAGGCUCGUGGCAGGGAUGGGAAACCUAAGGCGCCUGUCCUUGACCGGUUUCCAGGCCCCUCCAGGAGCAUUGGAGUAUCUACUGGAACAACGAUAUGACCUUCGGUCGCUUCGCAUUGUGCGUUGGGAACAUAGGCAAUGCCCGGGCCGAGGAGUGGAUCCGGUCACUGGACUAUUGAUGUCGCAUGCAGCAGCAGCAGUACUGGCCUCAGCGACAGAAUUAGGCCAACUUGAGCAACAACAGCAACAACAACAGCAGCAGCAGCAAAGGGCACCGCAGCGCCAAUUACGAUCACUUCACUUGCAAGGGUAUCCAGACGGGCACGAGUUCGUCCUCAAGAUCGUUCGCCGCACUCCCCUGCUCGAACAACUCUCGCUCGCACAGAGUUGGACCCACAAUCAGCGUAUUUUCAUAUCGCCUCAAGUCGAGCAGUUCUGUCAGCAAUUGAAAUCCUAUUGUCCGUGUGUCAAAGAACUUCGACUCGACCAAACCACUCUCUGCCCCGACAGCUUCAAAUAUCUCCUUUCGGCGUUCCCGAGAUUGAGACGGUUCGAGGCCUUGGAGGUCUUUCAUACGCGUCACGAUUACUUUGAGAUCCUUAUUGACCAGGAAUCCCUGUGGGAGUCGCUGGAGGAAGUUCGGACCCCAGACUAUGGGUUCCAUAUUGGGGACUGA